Molecule: messenger RNA, 2857 nt
Organism: Paramuricea clavata
Lineage: Eukaryota; Metazoa; Cnidaria; Anthozoa; Malacalcyonacea; Plexauridae
Source: the annotation of a GenBank genome assembly
AUGUUUUACUAUACGUUAGCAAAUUUUGGUCCUAAGUAUCGGUCAAAGCUAGCCGCAGUUUGCCUCCUUGCAAUUGUCAAUGCCAAGUAUGUUAAGAAGUAUGGUAUUGAACAUAUCCUAGAACCAAUAAUUAAGGACAUCAACAUCCUUCAUGGUGGUAGUAUCAUGACAGUAAAUGGAAUUGAAAAAAUUGUGUUUGGCAAAGUAUUGGUAUGCGCUGGAGAUACUUUGGGACAACAUUUGUGGGGUGGGUAUAAGGAAGGUGUAGGAUUUUCUAUACACAAAUGUAGAACCUGUUACUGUUUAUUUCUAAAAAUGCAACAGGAAUUCCUUGAAGAAGCUCUUGUGUUACGUACACAGGUUAGAUACAACAAAGAAUGUGAAGAAAUCGAAAACGCUCCAACCGACGCAGUGAGAAGUGACUUGUGCACCACAUAUGGUAUUAACAAGCGGAGUGCAUUGUGCGAUCUUCCAGUUUUGAUGUCACAAGACAACUUCCCCAGGAUGUUAUGCAUACUCUGUUGGAGGGAACAGUGCAGUAUGAAGUUAGAUUGGUCCUCCUUCACUUCAUCCAGACAAGUGAACUAUAAACGCUUCAACAAAUCAAUGGUGUGAUCAAUAAUCACAACUAUGGAUAUAGCGAAAACAGAGCGACAAACCUGGGCCGAUUAGGCAAUCUGUGUCUCAACCUGAAGAAAGUUACAAAGUAAAGUACAGUGCAUCCCAGACUAGAUUGUCUGUGUAUUCCUGGUAGAGGUUAUUCAGAUUGUGAAUAUAGUGUUUGCUCCAGUUAUUAACGACGAAACUGUUACGUUCUUGCGAGAGCUGAUAGCAAAACACCUUGCAAAGUUUAAGGAGCUUUUCCCCGACAAGAAUAUCAUUCCAAAGCAGCAUUAUCUCUUGCACAUUCCUGGUAUGAUACGACUACUUGGACCUGUGACGCAUACGUCAUGUUUGUUCAUUUGAAUCAGCACAUAGAUACUUUAAGGAGUUGGGAAGGAAGCAAAACUUCAAAAACUUCCUUUAUCACUAGCAAAGAGACAUCAAAUGUUCGAGUGUUGCAAUUUUGGCGAUUCAUCGAAGAAUCUGAGCUCCCAUCCAUUGUUUGCUACAGAUAAAAGAUGUGGUGUAGUGACGAAAGCUAGCACAGACCAGGUAAAGUCUUUGCAGGAAAAAUUCAAGGAGUUUGCAGGGUUCAAAAUAACAGUUCAUGAUUCAUGAAUCACGAAUCAAUUUUAAUUUUUCACGAAGCAAUUUCAUAAAAAUUUAUCAAAAUCACGAAUCAAAAGUCUCUCAAAUUGAUAAAAAUAUACAAUAAUAAAUUCAGUUCUUUGUAAAUGUGAUGAAGGACCAUAUAUUUUGAAGAUAUUGUUGUUAGAUUGUACUUAAAAACGAUUAUAAUCCCAAUCAGAAUUCUAUUUCUUUGCAAAUUUUUUGCGAUGUAUACUGCAGAUUCAGGUUGAGUGUUUAAUGACGUCAUGACCGCAUGAUCGUUACAACAACUGAACGCAGUUGUUGCCAUGCAUGCAAUUAUAUGUUGCUAUGCACAAAAUUAUAUUCAGCUAGCUGUCAAAUUACAAUACAUAUGCACUCUAUAACCUUCACUUUUGCAUUUAUUUUCGAUUUCCAUUACAAAUAUUUAUAACACUUGAAAGAUUAUAUAUAUACAUAGCACUUUUAACAAAAAUACUACUGCUAAAUUCUCUAAAUUCAAAUAAACGCGGAAAAAAAUACAAUCUACAAGAACCGUUACAAUAGCAAAAAAAUGUGGCGCGUAAACGAGCACGGUCGACUUUAUGCUCAAGGAAACCCUUUAUCUCAUGACUUGAGAUUGUUGAUUAUCAAUAAAAUCAUUAAUAAUGGGGGUAAUCGUGCAACAGGCAUUUUCCAUGGAAAAUACACUGAUAUUGCUCGGCAGUUAGGGGUAUCUUCAGCUGUUGUAUCUAAUAUUUGGAAGCGCUACUGCGAAGAUGGUAGCAUUAGUCCGAAGAAAAAUACAGGUGGCACCCCAAGCCACCUUUCUCAAGGGGACCUACAAUACGUUGAAUUUCUGAAACAGCAGAAACCUACAAUUACAUACGAUGAAAUCAUGCAACAAUUGCACGAAUUUGGCGAUUUGCCGUACGGUACAACUUCAACGACAGCAUUGUCCGAGGCAGUUCGACAUCGGCUGCCUAGUGGUAAAGAGUACAGCUUUAAAAAGUUAAAUAUUGUCGCCCAAGAACGGUUUACGCUACAAAAUAUGGCAUACACACAGCUUUUCAUAGAUUACCUACAUGAGAAGGAUCCAUACACGCUAAAAUUUUUCGAUGAGUGUGGUCUCAAACUUCCUCAACACGCCUCGCGAACUUACGGACACGCUCCUAUUGGGGAACGAGCAAUUGAACUUCAACGAUACGCGGAAACGCCUAACACAACAGUCAAUCUUAUGUGUUCUUUGACAGGGGUCGAUUACGCCAACACAGUAAAUGGUAGUGCAGAUACUAUAGAUUUUCUUAGAUUUUUUGAAGAAGCCUAUCAUUCAGAAAACCCAAGAACUGCAAGACCUGUUUUAGAGCCAGGUUCAGUUAUAGUGAUGGACAACUGUGCCACCCAUCAUAACCAAGGCGGUCAAAUUCUACAAGAAUUUCUGAACGACCUGGAGAUUGAACUAGUAUACAUGCCUGCAUAUUCUCCGGACUUUAACCCUGCGGAAUAUGUGUUCGGUAAGAUGCGAACCGUCAUGAAAUACAGCUUCGGUAAUAACACUGACAUUACUGUCGCUCAGUGUAUCCAAAACAUGUACACUUCUCUGGAGUUAAUUUCCCCAAGUGACAUGAAAGGAUUUUUUGAAGUCACUGGUUACCUACAAGUUUAA